Messenger RNA from Anopheles coustani, 2718 nucleotides. RefSeq names its product zinc finger protein 184-like. Gene Ontology annotation, molecular function: zinc ion binding. The record is from RefSeq and is a predicted model, not a curated record. The transcript is spliced from 3 exons. Gene Ontology annotation, cellular component: nucleus. The coding region runs from base 90 to 2636 and encodes 848 amino acids. NCBI's taxonomy places the organism in Eukaryota, Metazoa, Arthropoda, Insecta, Diptera, Culicidae.
CCAUUUUGAUGAUAAAAUCAUACUUUUUCUGCUCGCCAAACCCGUUAUAAACAAAUACGCACUACGGCAGCAUCAGAUUAACUUCAAACAUGUCCGCAAAUUCACCGUGCCGUGUUUGUAGUCAGGAGAAAUCAGUGGAUCAGCUGGUGGAUAUUUUUGAAACCAAUUGCCAUCCCGGCACGAUUGCUGAAAUGAUAAUCGAACUUACAGGAUUGAAGGUGAAGGAAAAUGAUGGUUUACCUAGCUUAUGUUGUGUGCAGUGCCACUCAGACCUCAUUAUCUCCAUCACUAUUCGUCGUAAAUGCAUCUAUUCAGAUAAUAUAAUGAGGGCCUUACUGCAGUCUACUUUUGUCCAAGCUGGAGCCCAUGGAUGCGUGGAUUUUGAUCACAUAAAACAGGAAGGUUCCGAUGUAGAACAUCUUGAACUCGAAAGUGAUGAGCUCGUUCUACCACCUGAAAUAUCAUUCGAAAAGGAUAAUUACAAACAUUACAAACUGAACAUCACAUCAACGACUGCUCAAGAUAUCAACGAACGCAUGGUAGCAGACGAUGGUUACAAAGAAUUUGGUGUUGGUAAAACAUAUAUCUCAAAUCCCCCAGUUGGAAACCCCGAAGAUAGUUUGAAUGGUACAAAAGAAGAAUCUUUGGCAUCUGCAGAGUUUGAAAAUAACCAAUGUAGCUUUUGUAAAACUAACUUCGUAGACUUUAGUUCUCUACAAGAGCACGCUGCGAAGUGUCACAACGGCGAAGCAUCCAAUCGAAACCGACAGGACGACAGCACUAGGAAAAGUGCUGAGUUCUGUUUCGUCAGUUUACCUGGAACCCGUUUAGUACAAGUGUCCAAAAGAAUUGCUGUUGCACCCGAAGAGCUAAACCAUGAGGAAGUCAUAGGCUGCUGUAUGUGCAGACGAACUUUCCAGAGCGAGGCAGAAUUAAUCGAACAUGGCAAAUUGGUGCAUGCCCCAAACUCUGCUCCGGCUAGUGAAAUCAAACCCUUCCAAUGCAACAUUUGCUACGCCUGGUUUAAGACCAAAGGCCUUGUGCAGAGCCAUCAAAAGAUAAAUCGUAAAAGGAAAUAUAAGUGCCCGACUUGUGGUAAGUUAUUCAAGGCCCGCACUGAUUUUGUGCGACACAAAAACAAGCACGAUAAAGAAGAUAUUUUCCCGUGCAAAUAUUGCACCAAACGGUUCGUAUCUGUAUAUAGAAGAUUAGCGCAUGAAAAAAAAUGCAACAAUCAAGAACAAAGGAACGAACAAAUAGGUAAGAAUGAAGAACAAACGCAGGAAAAAAUGUGCAACACACAAGAACAAACGAAGGAAACAGUUGGCAGCAAUCAAGAACAAACCCCGGAAACAAUACGCAAGAUUCCAGAACAGAGUGAAACUCCCGUUAACAUAUUGAACCGCAGAGUUAGGUAUCCAAUAGCUGACAAUGAAAUAAUAGAUAUUAAUUCAGUCAACCACGUAUGCUGUGGUUGCGGCAGAACAUUUGAUACGGAUGAUAUGAUGAUACAACAUGCAAAUCACGUGCAUGCUAAAAAAACACGCUUGGCAGAUGCUAGCAACCAAUUUAAAUGUAACAUCUGUUAUCAAACGUUUAAGACAGAGGACGAUUUAAACGAUCAUAAGAACAAAAAGCUCCCAAGAAAGUAUAAGUGUGCUACUUGUGGGGCACAAUUCGGUGUUCCUUAUGCCUUAGUACGACACAAAGGCAAGCACAGCAAAGAACCAACUCUGCCGUGUAAAUUUUGUGGCAAAUUGUUUGUUUCAGUUUAUCAGAAAUUACAGCAUCAACGAUACGAACAUAUAUUGAAAAGGCCAAACAAUGAAGAACAAACGCAGGAAGCAAAAGGCAAUAUUCAACAAGACGAACACAUAUUGGAAAAGUCAUCCAAAUGCUGUGGAUGCGGUUCUGACUUUGGAACGAAGAAUGAAUUACUGCAACAUGCACAAACGGUGCAUGCCCCAAAAGCCCUGGUAGACCCACGGAAGCCAGUUCGAUGCAAUAUCUGUUACAAAUCGUUUAAAACGGAAAUUAAUUUGCACCGCCACCAGAAUGCCCAGGGUCCGUAUCAGUGUGCGAUAUGUGGAAAAAUAUUCUCCAUACCUUCGAGCCUUUACAUGCAUGAAAUAGUGCACAACACAAAGGAAUUCGAAUGCGGACAAUGUGGGCAAACUUUCCACAGUAAAUAUGCUAGAACGAAGCAUAUACGAUUAACGCACAGAGCACAGGCGAGCCAUGUUUGCCCGACGUGUGGAAAGACUUACACUACCGCGAGCUAUCUUAGAGAACAUAUGAAUCUGCAUGAAGACAAACCGUUACAUAAAUGUUAUUGUGGCGCAGCAUUCAAGAUGAAGCAUUACUUAUACAGCCAUAUGGCAAAGGCACACUCCGGUCGAAACACGUGCCGAUUUUGCCAAGCUACCUUCAGAUGUCCAAGUGUUCUUAAAGGACACGAAAACGGGCACCUCGGGAUAAAGGAAUAUUUCUGCAGCGUCUGCAAUGAAGGUUUUUACUCACAAAAACAAUUAGGAAAACAUCGUGCCAAAUGGCACGGUCCGAAAAGCCGCAUAAAGAAACGAAAGCAGGCUAACAAAUCAAAUCCUAAACUAAUAGAGCUAGAAAAACAACUUUAAAAAAAGUUGUUUUUUUAACUCCAUCAUCUAAAGUGCGGUGUAUUCGUGUAGGGUCGUAUAAUUUGCAAAUAAAUAUCUUAAC